This is a messenger RNA of Camellia sinensis, 469 nucleotides long. Lineage: Eukaryota; Viridiplantae; Streptophyta; Magnoliopsida; Ericales; Theaceae. The record is from RefSeq and is a predicted model, not a curated record.
CAGUACACAGCACCUACAACCACUCUAUUUAUAUGUCUUUAUUACUGUAUCUGUAACGGCACCACCACCGCCAUGAUGGGUUACGACGACAAUUCGUUGUACGAUCUGGAGUUCCGAUCGACGUUGGACGACGCUUGGUACAGCGUCCGAGUCGUACUCUCCGACGACGACACUCUCGUCGUCAAGUUCUGGAACUUCUCCGAAUCCACCGACGAGAGCUUCGGAGUUGGCGAUUUUAAGACGAUCGAGGCCGUCGAGGAGUUCGUUCGGAGGUUUCGGCUUCCAUCGCAGCAGUUGCAGGACAGCCAGUGCUCGAGACUCGUCGAAGGAAUUGGUGUGUGUGCCUCUUUCACUUUCAGAGACGAUGACAUUCGCUUCUACGACGCCGUUGUCGAGGCGGUGAGUUUUGAUUUCACGCCAGAGCUUUCUUUGUUUGGCUUCUGGUAAACAAAAAGCUGAAAAUUUGUAG